Vigna angularis (adzuki bean) is the source of this 2642-nucleotide messenger RNA. RefSeq lists its product as uncharacterized. The transcript is spliced from 3 exons. Lineage: Eukaryota; Viridiplantae; Streptophyta; Magnoliopsida; Fabales; Fabaceae. The coding region runs from base 710 to 2293 and encodes 527 amino acids. The record is from RefSeq and is a predicted model, not a curated record.
CAUGUCGUAAUGAAAAGCACGAACCGUACCUCGCUCUUCGUCGCCGUCUUCCUUCGAUCAUCUGCCUUUCGAUCUUCCAUUCCUUUUAAUUAUUGCUUCUAAAUCUUCAAUCGAGUCCCUAUUUCGUUUAAUUCCCGAAAUCUUCUUCCAUUUGAUUCCAAAAUUGCGACCCUUUUAUCAAUCCCUGUCGUGGUCUAGGGUUAGGGUUUCGAUUAGGUUUUUUAAGGUCACACGAUCGCUGUAUUUCCUUGUGUAUUCCCCAAAGCUACUGGUUUUUGUUUUUACUUGCUUGAUAUUUCCUCCCAAUUCGAGAUAAUUUCUGGGCUUGUUCACGAGUCUAGGGUUUCGAACCGGCCAAUUUUUAGGGUUUUCUGAUAUUUCAAUUUCUGGUGCGUUUUUCUCUAAAUUACGUGAGGGGUUCGAUUGCUUCUCAUACCCGACGAAAUUGUAGUGGUCGUAUUGUUUUCAAUUUAAUAAUAUUCGGAGCGAGCCAAUAAUCUAGGGUUAGGUUUGAAAUACAUUCUGUUGCUAUUGUAAUUGGUGAAAUUUAAUUGGGGGAUACGCUCUUUGGCAUCAAGGGACGACGUUUUCUGUGCAAUUCCGCAUCCAAUUAAGCUUUUGAUUUUCGUUUGAACCUAAACUGUUCUCCCAAGUGCUGUGUUGUUCAGUGGUCUUGAGUUUGAAUUUGAAAGAAUUAACAAGAAUCAGAAUGGGGUAUAAGAGGUGUCUUGAGGCUAAUGAACUUGAGGAUCUUUCUUUGAACAAAGCAAAACGUUUUGAAAGCAACAAUGAACCGGUUUCAUUAGAUGAUAUUGUUACGCCUAAUAAGGCCUUUGCAAAGACUGUUAUUACAGGCGGUGGUGAAGAUGACUUUUACAAUAUUCAAUGGUAUGAUCCACUCGAAAUAAAUGGUGCUAAGGAAUCUCCGUAUGCUGGUGGUGACAAGAAUGUUCAAACCAGCGGUCAUUUCAGAAGUUAUUCUGGCGAGGAUGAUACCGGGUCUGGGGCUACAUCAUUAUCAUCUGCUUUGUCAGAUUGUUUGGAAUUUGAUAUUCCUCAGAAAGCAUUUGUUCCUUUGGAUGAUGAUUAUUUGGGCUUUGAUUGCUCACCUAGAAAAUCAGUUCCCAUUGGUCCAAAUCACCAAGCUACCAUUCCUGUUUGGAGGGGCAAAUAUAUUCAUGACAGGCCCUCCUCUGGCUUAGUAUCAGCUAAUACUGUUGAUGAAGAUAAGGAGAGACUCGAUGGGACUUCUGUGCUCUCAAUGCAUGAAUCUGGCUCUUAUUCUUCACCUAAUGAGUGUGGACAAGGCAGGAAAGAGUGUAACUGCCUGGAUAGUGGCUCCAUUAGAUGUGUUAGACAGCAUGUAAGGGAAGCACGUGAAAAUUUGUUGAAGACUUUUGGGAAGGAGAAGUUUGUGAACUUGGGAUUUUGUGACAUGGGAGAGGAUGUUGCACAGCAUUGGACUGAAGAAGAAGAAGAUAUGUUUCAUGAGGUUGUCUACACCAAUCCUGCAUCAUUGGGUAGAAACUUUUGGAAACAUUUGUCAGUCACUUUUUCUUCUCGAACCAGCAGGGAAAUAGUCAGCUACUAUUUUAAUGUUUUUAUGCUGCAGAGGAGGGCCACUCAGAACAGGUCCAGGUUUUUGGAUAUUGAUAGUGAUGAUGAUGAAUGUAAUACAAGAAACCCUGGAAUUCUUUGUUUUGAAAGUUCAGAUGAUUCUGCCAUUGAAUCUUUUGGUGAUGAAGAUGUCAACGUAGAAAACCAAGAUAAUUAUUCUGAUGAAGAUGAUGAUAACAGUGACGAUGGAACUGAUGAUAAUGUUCUUGGUUUAACUGGAUGUGAUAUGGGAAACACGACGGAGAUAGAGAGUGAGAUUGAUCAAAGAUCAUCAAAUUGCAAGGAGAACUCACAGGUUGAGGCUUCGAGUAAUCCUGAUGAGCGUGUCGAUGGGUGUGCUAGGAUUCUUAAUUACGACAUUGAUGUCCAGGAUGAUUCCUGUAUGUCCUUUGAGUGCGAUGCCAAUAUGGCGUCGUGCCAUUCUCAUGGUUUUGGUGAUGCUAACUCUGCUUUGCAAGCUAGGGGAUUUAAAUGUGAUCAGAGUCCGCGUGUGCAAGGAAAACUUGAUUUGUCCUGCAACGUGAUGGAGCAUGGUUAUUUGUUGGAUUCGUGUGUUGCUAAAGACUGGUAUCAUGAUUACACAACAUGUCCGGCUCCAAGUACAGAUUUAGACUUCUUACCUACGUCCAAUUUGAUUGAAGAGUUUUUUGGCACUCUUGAUAAAAAUACUGAGUGACUGAGGAAUUAGCUCUUGGUAGUUUUUAUGGUACCCGCAUGGCAGGUUCAGGAUGUUGCAGUUACGGACGUGUUAUUUGAGAGUACCAGGAGGAGCUACUUAAUAGUGGUGGAGAGGUUUGGUGCAAUAUACAGUAUCCAAGGUUGAAACGGAUAGCCUUGUAUUCUUUAUUUCUUUGUUUUAUUAUUUUCUUUAAUGCCAGAGAGAAGAGGGUGAGGGUGAGAGUAUAGGUACACAUUUUGUGUUAAUUUGUACAUACUUUGUGUUCACCUCACCGCUUCCAAAAAAAAAAUUGUAUGAUAUAUUGUAAAAAGCCGCUGAAUUUGAAUAUUAUCUCGUAUUCUCGCAA